This is a messenger RNA of Daldinia caldariorum, 938 nucleotides long. RefSeq lists its product as uncharacterized. Lineage: Eukaryota; Fungi; Ascomycota; Sordariomycetes; Xylariales; Hypoxylaceae. The transcript has 2 exons. The record is from RefSeq and is a predicted model, not a curated record. Bases 42 to 839 code for a protein of 265 amino acids.
CUAUAAACAACCGUACCUAACGUCCUCCUAUCAUCCACACAAUGCCGCCAAAACACGUUCCUGAUAGCUUCCGCCUCAUUGAAGAAGUCUUCCAAUUGACUUACCAAAAUGGAAGUUAUUUCGAGUGCACAUCAGAACGCGUCCAAGUCAGCAGCUUGGAUUUCUAUAGCGGUAAGCCUAGUGAUAAUGACGAGCAGUUCAUCAGGACUUUCCCUUCCGGGCAGAUGCGACAACUAUUGGAAGAGGUCCGACCCUGGGAUAACCCCGAUGGAUGUCCAUCAGUAUUGCCUAUAGAUAACGAAGUGGACGAUGCUGCGCAGGCUAGAGAUUUAUGGAAUGCGUUCCGGUCCCAUUUAUCCAUUAAUCGCGACGGUAACGCCCCAGGCAUAAUUCAAAACACAGAUUGGAAAUUAGUAGUCCCCAGAGAUACAAACCUCCUGUUCCGAUUAACUCGCCAUCUUCCUUGGAAUGUCGAAACCUUCUUUGACCAAUGCAACCCCGCAAAACCACAUAUAGGUUGUUACCUCGCAAAUCAUAUACCCUUGAAAGAAACAACGCUGUGCACCAGCGAGAUACAGACAAUUUUAUGGACAAUAGGCUGUCGUCUUAUGGACGAGAAAUACCAGAAUCACAGCAUUAUUCCUGUUACAUUUCUUUCUGGCACAAAGAGCAGCGUUCGCAUUGUCCAAGGGUUUAUCGAUGAUUGCAGGAUACUCAAAGUACAAUUGACGCCUGUUAUUGACUUUUCAGGGGGUGAAAGGAGCAGGUGGGAGCAGUUUAUUCAAAUGCUGUGUUGGGUCGUGGGCGAACCUGUCGGCAACACUGUCCGGAUGCUAUGAGCUACCGUUUCUUCCUUAAUAUCUGUCGGACGGGCUGGCUUGAUACAAUAUCCCGAACGAGUUUAAGCAUUACUUGUUCUAAAAAUCUUCAUCUUUGAU